UCAAUCCACAUGUCUGGUUAAAGAAACAUGGUUUUGGGGUUGCCCGGUCUUCCAAUCGAUCCCUCUCUCGCUCGCUAUUGGCUGUGUACCCACGAAAACCUCUCGUCUUCUCUCUCACACACAUACACACACAGCAUAUUCAAAUUGUAUUGAUCAGAUUCGAAAUCUUCCGCCGUUGAUCACCGUCUCUGUCGGCCGUCACCACCUUCCUAUAAAAAGUAAUCGUACAUGAAUAUUCAGGAAUAGGAAGGUUAAACACAGGACUUGAAGAUCAAUAAAUUUCAAGCCCUAGUGUCACACUGAGACAGAGACGAAGGAAAAAAUGGCUAUAGAUCCAACUUCAGUAUCUGAUCCUGCUCCUUCUUGGUUCACUCCCAAAAGGUUGCUUGUGGUAUUCUGUGUGAUCAACAUGAAUAAUGUGUGUUCAGAUGGUAGUGGAAUUCAGGGUGAAUUUGACCUAAGCAAUUUUAAAGAUGGUAUUCUAUCUUCUGCUUUCAUGGUUGGACUUCUUAUUGCAUCUCCAAUAUUUGCAUCCUUAGCCAAGAGCAUUAAUCCUUUUAGACUUAUUGGAGUUGGAUUGUCAGUGUGGACACUUGCUGUAGUUGGUUGUGGGCUUUCGGUUGAUUUUUGGUCAAUCACUAUCUGUCGAAUGUUAGUUGGUGUUGGUGAAGCUUCUUUUAUAAGUCUUGCAGCUCCAUUCAUUGAUGACAAUGCUCCAGUAGCUCAGAGAACCGCAUGGCUGGGAAUAUUCUAUAUGUGCAUACCUACUGGAGUUGCUGUUGGCUAUGUCUAUGGUGGAUUGGUUGGAGAUGGUUUAGGUUGGCGAUAUGCAUUUUUUGGUGAAGCAAUUUUAAUGCUUCCAUUUGCUAUUUUGGGUUUUGUAAUGAAACCUUUGCAAAUGAAAGGCAUGUCGAAUGCUAAAAUCAUCCCAGGGUCUUUAAAUGAAGAGUUCUCAAAGAAAGAUUCCAGCUAUGUUUCAUAUACGUCAAAUCAGUUAUCAAGAUUAGGGCAAGAUAUAAAGGCUCUUUUGAGUGAGAAAGUAUAUGUUGUAAAUGUUCUAGGUUACAUAGCGUAUAAUUCUGUCAUUGGUGCAUAUUCAUACUGGGGCCCAAAAGCUGGUUAUAGCAUAUAUCAAAUGGAGAAUGCUGAUUUAUUAUUUGGAGGAGUCACAGUUGUUGGUGGAAUUGUGGGGACAAUAGGAGGAAGUGUUCUUUGGAUCGUAUGA
This is a messenger RNA of Lactuca virosa, 1225 nucleotides long. The record is from the annotation of a GenBank genome assembly. NCBI's taxonomy places the organism in Eukaryota, Viridiplantae, Streptophyta, Magnoliopsida, Asterales, Asteraceae.